Molecule: messenger RNA, 4104 nt
Organism: Epinephelus lanceolatus (giant grouper)
Lineage: Eukaryota; Metazoa; Chordata; Actinopteri; Perciformes; Serranidae
Gene: cdh13
Product: cadherin 13, H-cadherin (heart)
Biological process (GO): cell migration; multicellular organism development; cell-cell adhesion mediated by cadherin
Cellular component (GO): plasma membrane; adherens junction; catenin complex
Molecular function (GO): beta-catenin binding; cadherin binding; calcium ion binding
Source: RefSeq, a predicted model, not a curated record
UCUCUCUCCCUCUGUCCUCCUCAUAAAUCUAUUGGUUGUGGUCUCGGCUCCACUAUCCAAUGCUUUGCUGAUCAGACUGCAGUUGUAUUUGGGGGAAGUUGGCAGCUGGCGGCUCACGGCGAAAGGCUUUCCUCCUCUCUCCCGGCGCUUGGACAGUGGAAUUAUGAGCAGAGCUGACCCAGCCUUUAUCACCCUGUCUUGAAUCUGUUUCUGUUUCACACCGCGAGAAAUUGAACCCCGACCAUGGAGAUUGGAGUCCGCAUACUCUUGGCUUUCCUCGUCCCCCAGGUUGCCCUUGUGGGUGGCCAAGGGGAUGGAGGCCACGAGGGCUGUGUACCUGGCUUCCAGGUCAAACACUACCAGGUGGCGUACAGCGGAGUUUUCCAGAAGGGUCAGGCACUCCUACAAGUUGAGUUUGACGACUGUGCAGGGAACGAAGAUGUGAAGUUUGAGGUGUCGGACCCCAGAUUCCACGUGGACGGAGAUCUGAAUCUGGUUCCUCAGCGAGAUGUCCUGUACAGCCGGCCAGUCCUGUUUAUCCACGGGCUCAGUGCACGUGCAGAUGACACGGCACAAGUGGAAGUCACUGGACUGCCGGUCCAGUCACCGCACGCUCUCAGGGAUAUCCUGGGUGUUGGCCAGACACUGCCAUUCAGAUCUAAGAGAUCCCUGCUGGUCCCUCCUAUGAUUGUAACUGAGAACCAGAGAGCUCCCUUCCCCAGGAUCAUUGGCAGGUCUCAUGUGAUUUCAACAGAGACGUUAGGGAACCAUAUCUUCCGUCUGACAGGCCCCGGCGCUGACCAGGAUCCCAAAGGUCUCUUCACCAUUGACAUAGACACAGGAGUCGUGUCAGUCAGCCGCUCACUGGACCGGGAGGCCAUUGACUCAUACCAGCUGGAAGUUUCAACCACAGACUUUGCUGGAAACCUUGUUGAGGGACCGGCCAUGCUAGUGAUCACCGUCAUCGACCAAAAUGACAACCGGCCCAUCUUCAAAGAGACACGCUACACAGGAGAGGUGCUCGAGGGAUCCCCUACAGGAACCACAGUGAUGACAAUGACGGCAUUCGACGCAGAUGACCCCGCCACAGAUAACGCAGCGUUGCGUUACAACAUCGUCAGGCAGUCGCCAGACAAGCCUUUCCCCAACAUGUUCUACAUCGAUGCAGAAAGAGGAGACAUCGUCACUGUCAUCUCCGACAAGUUGCUUGACAGAGAGACACUGCCGACCACAACAUACGAGUUAGAGAUUGUGGCCAAGGACAUGGCAGGAAGUGAGGUGGGCCUAACAGGAACAGCCACAGCUACCAUUACCAUCACAGACAAGAACGACCAUGCCCCUGAGUUCACACAUCCGCUGUUCGAGGCAUAUGUGUACGAGGGCUCGACAGGUGUGGUGGUCAACCUGACAGUAGACGACAGGGACGACCCAGACACGGGGGCAUGGAGAGCGAUUUACUCUAUAAUUAACGGAGAUCCCACGCUGAGCUUUGAGAUCCAAACCAACCCAGACAAUAACGAGGGCAUGCUGUCUGUCAUCAAGCCUCUGGACUAUGAGGCCACAGCAUUCCACACGCUACUCAUCAAAGUGGAGAAUGAGGAUGCUCUGGUUCCUGAUGUAGGCUAUGGCCCCAGCUCUACAGCCACUGUACACGUCACAGUCCUGGACAUCAACGAGGGCCCCGUCUUCUUCCCCGACCCCCUGACAGUCACCAGGAUGGAAAACAUUCCUUUGGGCAGUUUUGUGGCCUCACUCAAUGCCACAGAUCCAGAUAUAUUACAGACACAGAGCGUCAGGUAUGCUGUCCUUCAAGACCCAGCAGGCUGGCUAAGUGUGAACCCAGUCAAAGGCAUUGUCAACACUUCAGCCCCGCUGGACCGUGAGUCUCCUUAUGUCCAUGACAAUAAAUACACAGCAGUCUUCAUCGCCACAGAUAACGGCAGCCCUCCAGCCACAGGUACCGGCUCAUUGGUCAUUUACCUGGAGGACUACAAUGACAAUGCUCCUUAUGUGGUACCGUCGGUAGCACGGGUGUGUGAAGACACCCAUGACAUCAGUGUGGCCAUAGUUGGGGGGCGGGACAAAGACCUUCCGCCCAACGCUGCACCCUUUAAGAUAGAACUGGGAAAACAGCCUGGCCUCGAUAAAACAUGGAAGGUUACCAGGGUCAACUCUACACACUCCCAAAUCACGCUUUUGCACAGUCUGAAGAAAGCCAACUACCAGCUCCCGUUGCUCAUCACUGACUCAGGGGUGCCCCCCUUGUCCAACAACACAGAGGUCAAAGUUCAAGUCUGCGUCUGUAAGAAGGGCAAGAUGCACUGCAGUUCUGCCCACUCCCACCGUGCCAGCCUUCUCGUGCUGCUCGCGACACUCCUGCUCGUCCUACUCUGCCUGUAGAUUCUGCUGAAACCUCCCGUAGUCCUUUUUGCAACACUGAAAAGCAACGACUUAUCUCCCCCACGCAACCCAGGCUUAGGAGAGAAGAAGAAGAAGAAGACGAAAAAGAAGAUGAAGAAGCGAGAAGAAGUCUUCUCACCGCGACAAAUCAAACAAGAAAAUACACACAAUCCCCACUGGCACAACUGCUGUACAACACCACUCUGAGUUUUUUGGGGGUUUUUUUCUUUAAAUCUCUCACUUAUCCUCUUGCCGCCCUCAUCUCCUUCGCUUCAUCUUUACUUUCCUUGAAGCAUAUGUCCUUCCGUACUUCGGUUUCCUCUCAUCUCAUCUUCUCAUGUUUUCCUGACUCUGUUUGACGUUCUUUUUCUCUAUCUUUCCUCUCCCUUGUGCGCUUUCUCCACCAUUGAUUAUUCCAUUUCUCUUUUUACAUUUUUCAUUGUAUUUCAUUUUGGCAGUGCACCAUUACACUGGCAGACAAACAUUGGGUGUUAGCAGCGUUCAUGGCAAUACGCCACAUCCGUAGGAGAUACUUGAAACAACAUGUAUAUUGAUAUUGUAACAAAACAAAAGCUAUAAAUCAAUUUCGUAUUGGACCUCACUUUAAACCUCUGGUCUUUUCCCACAGUUCAUCUGAAACCUCUCGUUCCAUUCCAGUAUUCCUUUUUCUCCUCCUUCCCUCUUUUUUUCUCUCAUAGCUACCUCUAUUGCUCUGUUGUCGCCCCCCCCCCCUGCUCCAUCCUUCCUUCCCACACCCUCACCGUGCAUAUGCAUCAUCCCACUAUCUAUCUGCCUCUCCUUCCCCAUCUCCCCCGUCUAUCUAUCGACCUCUCUCUGUCUCGGCAGGCCAGGGAACACUGCGAAGGCUGAGCUACUGUCCUGGUCGGGGGAAGAGCAUUGACUUUUUGAUGUGUUCCUUUCUUUUCUCGUCACAGACUGUGUUUGAUCUUGUUUCCCUCUUUAAGCGGAGAGAACAAAGCCUGUUUCUUUGUCUGCAGUGGUUGUGGUCUUUUAGGACAAGGUGGUAGCCAUAAGCCUUCAAAGUCGGAAACUCUCUGGAGUCGUUUCUUCGAUUUGCUUCUGUUUUUAUUGCAUUAGUUGUCAUGGAGUGGAAAACAGUAUAUCUUUAUAGUAACGGUGUAAACCUUAAAAAAAAAAAGUACUAUUAUAUAAAUAUUUUAUUUUUUACCAUUGUAUAAAUAUACAGUAUUGAUUAACUUAUGUACUUUGAUUGCAAGUUCUUUUGUCAACCACACAGUGCGUAAAUAAAAAAGAGGAAACCUUUUUUCUGUGAAUUUUAGGCACUAUUUCUAAUGCUAUUGAUGUGUUGACUAUUUUAUUGUAACAUCUUUUUUUGUUAUACUUUUUUUUAUAAUUUUGAAAUCUGUGAUUAAUUGCAGAAUCAGGAGUCUUGUUUUGAUGGCUGCCAUGUGUUUAGGUUCAAGUUUGUCUCCCGUCAAUUCUGCCCCCCUCCUGUUCUCUCUCCUUCUGUCAUUACAAGUCACAAGAAGAUGUGUAAGAAGAAAACAAAGGCUGUGGUUUUGGUGGAUAGUCUCCCUUUUUUUUCUCUUGCGCUCAUCAAAAAAAACGUAGCGUGUGUGGGUUUGUGUGGAGGACCACCUUAAAGAAAAAGAUGACAUUUUGAAUGAGUUACGUCUGUCUUUUGCACUAAUUUAAUAAAGCCGUUACUGAAAAUUCCCACAA